This is a messenger RNA of Dipodomys ordii (Ord's kangaroo rat), 6759 nucleotides long. It is a transcript of the gene Pik3ca, whose product is annotated as phosphatidylinositol-4,5-bisphosphate 3-kinase, catalytic subunit alpha. The coding region runs from base 172 to 3378 and encodes 1068 amino acids. The transcript is spliced from 21 exons. Gene Ontology annotation, cellular component: phosphatidylinositol 3-kinase complex, class IA; phosphatidylinositol 3-kinase complex, class IB; plasma membrane. Gene Ontology annotation, molecular function: 1-phosphatidylinositol-4-phosphate 3-kinase activity; 1-phosphatidylinositol-3-kinase activity. Lineage: Eukaryota; Metazoa; Chordata; Mammalia; Rodentia; Heteromyidae. The record is from RefSeq and is a predicted model, not a curated record. Gene Ontology annotation, biological process: phosphatidylinositol-mediated signaling; phosphatidylinositol-3-phosphate biosynthetic process; cell migration.
CUCCCUCGGCGCCGCCGCCGCCGCCGCCGCCGCCGCCGCCCGCGGGGCUGGGACCCGAUGCGGCUGGAGCCUCGGAGCCUGGAGGAGCCCCGACUGUUACUGCUUUGGAAUAGCCAUAUGUCUAAUUCUCUAAAGUAGUUCCAUAUGUAACACUUGUAAAGGAUCAGAACAAUGCCUCCACGACCAUCAUCAGGUGAACUGUGGGGCAUCCAUUUGAUGCCCCCAAGAAUCCUAGUAGAAUGUUUACUACCAAAUGGAAUGAUAGUGACUUUAGAAUGCCUCCGUGAGGCUACAUUAGUUACUAUAAAGCAUGAACUAUUUAAGGAAGCAAGAAAGUACCCUCUCCAUCAACUUCUUCAAGAUGAAUCAUCUUACAUUUUUGUAAGUGUUACUCAAGAAGCAGAAAGGGAAGAAUUUUUUGAUGAAACAAGAAGACUUUGUGACCUUCGGCUUUUUCAACCCUUUUUAAAAGUAAUUGAACCAGUAGGCAAUCGUGAAGAGAAGAUCCUCAAUCGUGAAAUUGGUUUUGUUAUUGGCAUGCCGGUGUGUGAAUUUGAUAUGGUUAAAGAUCCGGAAGUACAGGACUUCCGAAGAAACAUUCUGAAUGUUUGUAAAGAAGCUGUGGAUCUCAGAGAUCUUAAUUCACCUCACAGUAGAGCAAUGUAUGUUUAUCCUCCAAAUGUGGAAUCUUCACCAGAAUUGCCAAAGCACAUAUAUAAUAAAUUAGAUAAAGGACAAAUAAUAGUAGUGAUUUGGGUAAUAGUUUCUCCAAAUAAUGAUAAGCAGAAGUAUACUCUGAAAAUCAAUCAUGACUGUGUACCAGAACAAGUGAUUGCUGAAGCAAUCAGGAAAAAAACUCGAAGUAUGCUGCUGUCCUCAGAACAACUAAAACUCUGUGUUUUAGAAUAUCAGGGCAAGUAUAUUUUAAAAGUGUGUGGAUGUGAUGAAUACUUCUUAGAAAAGUACCCAUUGAGUCAAUAUAAGUAUAUAAGAAGUUGUAUUAUGCUUGGGAGGAUGCCUAAUUUGAUGCUGAUGGCUAAAGAAAGCCUUUAUUCUCAGCUGCCAAUGGACUGUUUUACAAUGCCAUCUUACUCUAGACGCAUCUCCACUGCUACACCAUAUAUGAAUGGAGAAACAUCUACAAAAUCCCUUUGGGUUAUAAAUAGUGCACUCAGAAUAAAAAUUCUGUGUGCAACUUAUGUAAACGUAAAUAUCCGAGACAUUGAUAAGAUCUAUGUUCGAACAGGUAUCUACCAUGGAGGUGAACCCUUAUGUGACAAUGUGAACACUCAGAGAGUACCUUGUUCCAAUCCCAGAUGGAAUGAAUGGCUGAAUUAUGAUAUAUACAUUCCUGAUCUUCCUCGUGCUGCUCGACUUUGCCUUUCCAUUUGCUCUGUUAAAGGCCGAAAGGGUGCUAAAGAGGAGCACUGUCCAUUGGCCUGGGGAAAUAUAAACUUGUUUGACUACACUGAUACCCUUGUUUCUGGAAAAAUGGCUUUGAAUCUUUGGCCAGUGCCUCAUGGAUUAGAAGAUUUACUGAACCCCAUUGGUGUUACUGGGUCAAAUCCAAAUAAAGAAACUCCAUGCUUGGAGUUGGAGUUUGAUUGGUUCAGCAGUGUGGUGAAGUUUCCAGAUAUGUCAGUGAUUGAAGAGCAUGCCAAUUGGUCUGUGUCUCGGGAAGCAGGGUUUAGUUACUCCCAUGCAGGCCUGAGUAACAGAUUAGCUAGAGAUAAUGAAUUAAGAGAGAACGAUAAAGAACAACUUCGAGCAAUUUGUACACGGGAUCCACUAUCUGAAAUCACUGAACAAGAGAAAGAUUUCCUUUGGAGCCAUAGGCACUAUUGCGUAACCAUUCCCGAAAUUCUACCCAAAUUGCUUCUGUCAGUUAAAUGGAAUUCUAGAGAUGAAGUAGCCCAGAUGUACUGUUUAGUAAAAGAUUGGCCUCCAAUCAAACCAGAACAGGCUAUGGAGCUUUUGGAUUGUAAUUACCCAGAUCCUAUGGUUCGAGCUUUUGCUGUGCGGUGCUUGGAAAAAUAUUUAACAGAUGAUAAACUUUCUCAAUACUUAAUCCAGCUAGUACAGGUUCUAAAAUAUGAGCAAUAUUUGGACAAUCUGCUUGUGAGAUUUUUACUCAAGAAAGCAUUGACAAAUCAAAGGAUUGGACACUUUUUCUUUUGGCAUUUAAAAUCUGAAAUGCACAAUAAAACAGUUAGUCAGAGGUUUGGCUUACUUUUGGAAUCAUAUUGCCGUGCCUGUGGGAUGUAUUUGAAGCACCUGAAUAGGCAAGUUGAAGCUAUGGAGAAGCUCAUUAACCUAACUGACAUUCUCAAACAGGAGAAGAAGGAUGAAACACAAAAGGUACAGAUGAAGUUUUUAGUUGAACAAAUGAGACAACCAGAUUUUAUGGAUGCUCUUCAGGGUUUUCUAUCUCCUCUAAACCCUGCUCAUCAACUAGGAAAUCUCAGGCUUGAAGAGUGUCGAAUUAUGUCCUCAGCGAAAAGGCCAUUGUGGUUGAAUUGGGAGAAUCCAGACAUCAUGUCAGAGUUACUGUUUCAAAACAAUGAGAUCAUCUUUAAAAAUGGUGAUGAUUUACGACAAGAUAUGCUAACACUUCAAAUUAUUCGCAUUAUGGAAAAUAUUUGGCAAAAUCAGGGUCUUGAUCUUAGAAUGUUACCUUAUGGUUGUCUGUCCAUUGGUGAUUGUGUGGGACUCAUUGAAGUGGUGAGAAAUUCUCACACCAUCAUGCAAAUUCAGUGCAAAGGUGGCCUAAAAGGUGCCCUGCAAUUCAAUAGCCACACACUACAUCAGUGGCUCAAAGAUAAAAACAAAGGAGAAAUAUAUGAUGCAGCCAUUGACUUGUUUACACGUUCAUGUGCUGGAUAUUGUGUUGCUACUUUCAUUUUGGGAAUUGGAGAUCGCCACAAUAGUAACAUUAUGGUGAAAGAUGAUGGACAACUAUUUCAUAUAGAUUUUGGACACUUUUUGGAUCAUAAGAAGAAAAAAUUUGGUUAUAAACGAGAACGUGUACCAUUUGUUUUGACACAAGAUUUCUUGAUAGUGAUUAGUAAAGGAGCUCAAGAAUGCACAAAGACCAGAGAAUUUGAGAGGUUUCAGGAGAUGUGUUAUAAGGCUUAUCUAGCUAUUCGGCAGCAUGCUAAUCUCUUCAUAAAUCUUUUCUCAAUGAUGCUUGGCUCGGGAAUGCCAGAACUACAAUCUUUUGAUGACAUUGCAUAUAUUCGAAAGACCUUAGCCUUAGAUAAAACUGAGCAAGAGGCUUUGGAAUAUUUCAUGAAACAAAUGAAUGAUGCACAUCAUGGUGGCUGGACAACAAAAAUGGACUGGAUCUUUCACACAAUUAAACAACAUGCAUUGAACUGAAAUGGUAACUAUGAGAAACUGAAAGCCCAAUGUGAUUCUACACUGCACUGUUAAUAGCAGCCAGCAGGCAAAGACUGACUGCAUAAGAAUUGCACAAUCCGUGAACAGCAUUAGAAUUCACAGCAAGAACAGAAAUAAAAUAUAAUUUAAAUAAUGUAAAUGCAAACAGGGUUUGAAAGCACUAAACUAGUUCAUUUCAAAAUUUAAGCUUUAGAAAAUCAUGCAAUUUCAUAUUAUGCCUUAAGUCCAAAAAAGGUAAACUUUGAAGAUUGUUUGUAACUUUUUAAAAAAUGAAACAAAAAUUCCCAAAAUAUAUACAAAUGAUGGAGAGGGAAAAGAAUGACAUUCUGUUUGUCUUGUACAUGUUCUGUGUUGUUAAAAAAAAAACCAACAAAUGUGGUUAUUAUAUUAGCCUAAAGAAAACUGAAGUUUAUGUUAAAUUACAUGAAAUUACAUGAGAUUGGAAAAAGAAUGAAAAUUUUAUAUUUUCCCAUUGCUGCUCAAAUUUACAAUUUGAAGUAGGGUGUUUAAUUUCCCCCCUUGGACUCCUUGUUUACUGAAGUAACAAUGCUUGGGGUAGAAAGGAGUUUUGAGAUUUCACCCAUUUUUAAUUAAAAUCAAACACUUUGAAGAUUUGAGGUCUUAUCUGCAGAGUUUGGAAGCAGUAACAAAUGAGACCUGACAUAAAGUAGUUUUUGUUGGAUUUUUGUUUUUGUUUUUUCUCCUGGACAGUAUCUACAAGGAUAUGUCUCUUCCUUAGAAAAUUCUGGGCUCCCACAAAUGAAAGUAAUCAUCAUAGAAAGAGUAGCAAGAGUAGUUCUUGUCCUAGAAUUGUACAGUAUUCAUCUUGAUUUACUUCUCCAGUUGAACUGAAUACAUUUUACAUGCAUGUUUUCCAGAAUAUAGAAGUAUUAAUGUUAUUAAGAAGAUUAUUUUUUUUAUUAAAGGCUAUUUAUAUUAUAGAAACUAUUAUUAAUAUAUAUUCUUUAUUUACAUAAUCUGUCCCAUAGUCCCGCAUUGUUUUGCACCCCAAAUUUUUAUUGUUGGUUGGAGCAUGGUUAGCUUUUCUCUUGGUCUAUUCAUGAGGCUCACUAUCCCAUUUGUAUCAGUAUCCAUUAUAUAACUACUCGAGGGAACAGAUUGAACUUUACCCUCCUUACUUUUAUUUCUUUCUAUUUUUACAUGAAUCCUUAUCCUUUUAUAGUUGAGAAUCAUAUGAAAUUAGUUACCAAAAUUAAUGUCAUUCAGCUUACGUAUACUCACCCCUCAAGUGAGAUAUGGUGCCCAUGCGUAAUUUAUAAUAUGGGUGAAUAGAAAUCAUGAACUUUUUUUUUAACCCUUUUAAGCUAUUUAUCUAUAUUCCAGUAAUAAAAGUAGAACUUUAAACCAUUUAAGGUCCUUUUCCUUUUCCAAGUGGUCAGGUCUCACUCCAAUUUCAUUAAAAUUCCAUUUGAUCAUAGAAUAUAUUCUUAAACAUUUUGCAAAUCAUUUCACUUAAGAUAUAGUAGCUGAUUCUAGUCUUCUCCAUAGAAUGUGUUAUUUUGCUCACUAUGUGAAAUGAUUCAUGUCCUGAAAAAUAGCUUUAGCAAAUGUACAGUUGCCACACCAAGAAAUAAAAGUGCAAUAAUUACUGACAGUUUUCUAGAUUAGACAUAUUAUUGGAGAACAACUUUAUAAAGAGUGCACAUUAUAUUCUCUAGUACAAAAACAUCAUCACUUUAAAAUACUCAUCUAUGAAAUCACAUAACUAUAGUAGAAGUUGAAUAGUGAACAAGGGACUCUAAUACAAACACUUAACUAUCCAGCUACUUUAGAACCCUCAAAGGGCAUAAUUACUGAAGAUGUAGGUACUUCACUAAAGCAUGUAUAUAAUACUGCCAAAAAUAUAUAAAUUUGAAUAUUAGGUGAACUUAUUUCUGUAUACUGUCUUGGAAUAGUAAAGCAGAAUUUUAGCUCUGUUUUAAGCAGGAAACCCAAUAGAUUAGAUUCCUUUGCAGGUGUAGAUUUCAUAACUUAUUUAAGCUUCUUAACAUUUUAUGUUAAGAUAUGAGCAGCUUAUUCAUACAAAUAUCCCAGUCUUUUCUGUAUCAGGGAUUGAUUAUAGAAAAACUCAGUGGGAGAUACAAAUCUGCAGCUUUGAUGGUGGAAACUGAAGAAUUAAUACAACUGUGUUUUGCCUAAGUGCCAAAAAAUGAAAAAGUAAAAAUAAGCCUUGAGACUUUCACAAAAUUACAGUACCUUUUUUGCAUGUUUUUCCACAUUAGUUCAGAUAACUAUCACCUUCCCCAACUCCCAUGACCUCUUCGCCCAUUUAAAACACACAAGCUAUAUAGCUUAUUUCAUGGUUCACAUUUAUUUUUGCAAUAUGAUCACCAAAUUAAUUGGAGCACUGUAGACAAAUUGUAUAAAGAAUCUAGGCUAGUCUAAGAAAGGAAGGAGGAAAAGUAGUAUUCAUAAAAGCAAAUACCAAAAACUGAACUGAAAGCUACAUGGAGUGACUAACAAAUCUGUUUGAAGUGGGCAAUAAUACAGCUGCUUCUAAGUACUUGAAUAUCAGAAAUUAGUACCCAGGGAUUGGUCAGUUUCUAUGGCUAACCAUUAUUGUCAUUAGAUAGAGUGUAACUGACUUUAGACACCAUAGUUUCAUUAAAUAACAAGAAAUAAUUUAUUCAGUAAUUAUUUUGGAGGGGAAACAGAGUCUAAAGAAAAACAAAACCUAACAAAAUAAAAAUUAGCAAAAGAUAAUCAACUGAAAUUCAUGCUUUAACUUUUUAUGAUAUUCUCAAGCUAUACAAACAUUUCUUUGGAAGAUUUUUAGAAUGCUGCUAAUUUGAAAUCUGUUAACCUUAUUGUUGAAUCUUUUUUUUAAUGUUUCUAAUUGGAUUUUUUAAAAGAAUGGAAUUUGGUUGCUAUUUUCUGAUAGAACCUAAGCUUUUGUGGUUCUUAGUGUUCUCUGUAAAAGUUAGUGUCUGGUAAUCAACUUUGAGUGUUCCUUUCUAUUCUGUUUUAUAUUACAAGUCCAAUAAGAAAUGGGAACCUAGUGAAUAUAUAAUGAACUGUAAAAUAUUUUAAUGUGUAACUUUUUCAACUGUGAAACUAUGACUUGGUUUUUGAUGAAACAGCUGCUGAUAAAGUAUUUUGUGUAAAGUGUAGUUCUUAUUAAUAAGGAAAAUGAUGAUUUGAUUAGACUCUGUAUACCCUCUUGGAUUUUAUUUUAAAUGGAUUGGUGAUUUUUACACAGAUAAACUACAGUCCAUUUAUGUUCUCCUUCUAUAAAGACAAGUGAUUUGACAUUAUUGGAAAAAAGUGUAAAAUGCCUACUUAAAGGUUCCAUGGAAAUCUCACAGAGCAUAAACUUGGAUUGGUUUCUUUAGAUAAUAA